Molecule: messenger RNA, 1093 nt
Organism: Branchiostoma belcheri (Belcher's lancelet)
Lineage: Eukaryota; Metazoa; Chordata; Leptocardii; Amphioxiformes; Branchiostomatidae
Product: protein prune homolog 2-like
Exons: 9
Coding region: 32-1093 (353 amino acids)
Biological process (GO): apoptotic process
Cellular component (GO): cytoplasm
Source: RefSeq, a predicted model, not a curated record
UCUAUCUUCAUCCUCCCCCAAGACAUCAGUAAUGAGUCACCCCCUGGCUGGGUCAGGGCCCCCGACCCCUGAACACAUGGCACAAUCAGACUCCCCUCGCCGUGAGCGGUCCAGUCACGUGAUGGAGGGGGUCGCGGUGCAGGAGGAAUGGCAGGAUGAUGAACUUCCAGGGCAACUACCAGAGGAUGACCUGGAGGAUCAUGGGACGGAGUCAGGGGUCAGUUCUCCCAGCACCACCCUCAGUCCUGACAGGGAGAGAGUUCCCCCCUCGUCUCUGGACCUGGGAUCAGGCGCGAGACCCAAGCAGAGAAAACGUGUCCCGCUGUCCCCCAACCUCAACGUCAACCUGGACAGCACCAUGACAACCCAGGACAGCGUGGACGAGACGCCAGAUGACCUUGAUGAUGACGACCUUGACAACCUCCCCGAUGACAUUGACACGCCAGACGACAUUGAUGACUUUGAUUCAUCAGGACAUGGAAACGACCUUGAAUGGGAAGACGAUACGCCCAUCGGGUCCAGUCGUACCACCCCCCAGGGCGAGAGUGUUCCGCAGUUUUCCGCGGACGAGGAGGCACGCAUGUGGAGGACCGUCGUGAUUGGUGAACAGGAACACCGCAUCGACAUGAAGGUCAUUGAUCCCUACAAGAAGGUCAUCUCGCACGGAGGUUACUAUGGAGAAGGGCUGAACGCCAUCAUCGUGUUUGCAGCAUGUUAUAUGCCAGACAGCAGCAGGCCUGAUUAUAAAUAUGUCAUGGACAACCUUUUCCUGUAUAUAAUAAGCACCUUGGAGCUCCUGGUGGCAGAAGACUACAUGAUUGUGUAUCUCCAUGGAGGCACGCCCAGACAGAACGUCCCUUCCAUUGGCUGGCUCAAGAAGUGUUACCAGAUGAUUGACAGGAGGUUACGUAAGAACUUGAAACAGUUGCUGAUCGUGCAUCCGUCCUUCUGGCUCAAGACCAUCAUCCGUUUCACGAGACCCUUCAUCAGUUCCAAGUUCUACAGGAAGGUGGUGUUUGUGUACAGCCUGAGUGAACUGGCAACCAAAAUUCCCAUGGAGUACAUCUACAUACCAGAGCAUAUAAGGGAGUAA